AUGAAAAAAUCAGGAGGAAAUAAUCACUCUGACCGUGUGAGUGAAUUUGUUCUUCUUGGAUUCCCUUGUACCUCAGAGAUUCAGAUCUACCUCUUCACACUCUUCUCUGUGACCUAUGUCUUAACAUUGAUUGGAAAUCUGUGCAUUAUAUGUGCUGUGAGGUGGGACCACCAUCUCCAUACCCCCAUGUACAUCUUUCUGGCCAAUUUCUCCUUCCUGGAGAUCUGGUAUGUCACCUCCACAGUCCCCAAUAUGCUAGCCAACUUUCUCUCUGAGAUGAAAACCAUCUCUUUCUCUGGUUGCUUCCUCCAGUUCUACUUCUUCUUCUCCAUGGGCACCACUGAGACCUUCUUCUUGUCUGUCAUGGCCUUUGACAGGUACCUUGCCAUCUGCAGGCCCCUGCACUACCCCUCUAUCAUGACAGUCCGAAGCUGCCUCAGAAUGGGAGCCUGCUGCUGGUUGUGUGGCUUCACCUGUUUCCCGCUCCCAGUUUAUCUCAUCUCCCAGCUCCCUUUUUGUGGCCCCAAUACUAUUGAACACUUUCUAUGUGACCCGGGGCCCCUUAUGAAGCUGUCCUGUGUGCCAGCUUCUGCCACUGAGCUCAUCACUGCCAUCUUUAACUCGGUCCUCAUUUUCUCCACCUUCCUCUUCAUUACCAGCUCCUACACCCUAGUAAUCAGAGCUGUGCUGAGGGUCCCCUCAGCAGAAGGCCGACGUAAGGCCUUCUCCACAUGUGGCUCCCACCUGGCUGUGGUGUCUCUGUUUUAUGGCUCCAUCAUGGUGAUGUAUGUGAGUCCAACAGCAGGCAAUCCAGUUGGAAUCCAGAAAAUUGUGACUUUGUUUUAUUCUGUGUUGACUCCACUUUUCAACCCCUUGAUCUACAGUCUACGAAAUAAGGAGAUGAAGGACGCCCUGAGGAAACUAUUUAGGACUUUGAGAUUUGCUCAAAGACAGCCACUCAAGAACUAGAAUUCAUAAUUUAUGUAUGUGUAGGACAUAUAGUGGUAUAAAAAUAUAGACGGUCUUAAGUAAACUUGGGAGACAAAUAUCUGUUUCUAUAUUCCCUGGAAUCUUUUUAGGGAUGAAUUUAAAUGAAGCAAAUAGCAUAUGAGAUCUUAAAAGUACUUACAUAAA
Trichechus manatus latirostris (Florida manatee) is the source of this 1134-nucleotide messenger RNA. RefSeq names its product olfactory receptor 11H6-like. Gene Ontology annotation, molecular function: olfactory receptor activity; G protein-coupled receptor activity. The coding region runs from base 1 to 969 and encodes 322 amino acids. The transcript has a single exon. Gene Ontology annotation, biological process: G protein-coupled receptor signaling pathway. Lineage: Eukaryota; Metazoa; Chordata; Mammalia; Sirenia; Trichechidae. The record is from RefSeq and is a predicted model, not a curated record. Gene Ontology annotation, cellular component: membrane.